AUGGAACAUGGUACCAUUGUUAAGUGGCAUAAAAAAGAAGGUGAUGAAGUAGAGGAAGGUGAUUUGAUAUGUGAAAUUGAAACUGAUAAAUCGGUGAUGGCAUUUGAAGCGUCCGAGGAAGGUGUCUUAGCCAAAAUUUUGGCGCCUGAUGGUACGAAAGGUAUCAAAUUGGGAAAACCUAUUUGUGUUUUCGUUGAUAAGAAAGAAGACUGUAGUGCGUUUGCUAAUUUCAAAGUUGAUGGUGUUCAGUAUGAAACAAUAGGUACAGCUUCGGCUGUACCUAAAGCUAAUACGAUGACUGCAACAACCGGAAACUGUCGGUCAUCUAUUAUCUCUCCUUCUCGAGCUAUGAAAUCCGAAGGUAAUCGUAUCGUUGCUAUGCCAUAUGCCCGGAAAUUAACUACUGCCCCGGGUAUCAACUUGUUGGAAAUUGAUGAUAUCAAUUUAAAUGGACGACAUAAUACUGCAGAAGUAAGCAAAACUGCUACUGAUAAUAUUGCAAUGAAUGAAAAAAGUAUUGUAUCGGGAAAAAAACAAAAAGAAGAUGGAAAACAAGUUUUAUCUGAUAAUUCGAAAUAUAAAGAUAUACCACUUACGACUAUGAGAGAAACAAUUGCUAAACGUUUAUCAUUUAGUAAACAAAAUAUACCACAUUAUUAUCUUACUUCUGAAAUUAAAAUGGACGAAUUAUUGAAGAUGCGAGUAAAUUUAAAUGCUGAUCUAAAAGAUCAAAGUGUCAAAAUAUCCAUAAAUGAUUUUGUCAUUAAAGCAUCUGCAUUAGCAUGUAUGGAUGUACCCGAAGUGAAUAGCUUCUUUUUAGAGAAAGAAAAAGUUAUCCGUCAAAAUUUAACUGUUGAUAUUUCUGUUGCUGUAAAAACAGAAACAGGCCUUAUAACACCUAUCGUUCACAGUGCUCAUAUUAAAAGUUUGGCGGAAAUCAGUACUGAAAUUAAACAAUUAGCAAAUAAGGCGCAUAAUAAUAAGCUGAAACCAAACGAGUAUAUGGGUGGUACAUUUACUGUAUCAAAUUUGGGAAUGUUCGGUAGCAUACAUCAUUUUACAGCAAUUAUCAAUCCACCACAGUCAUGCAUUUUAGCUGUUGCUGGUUCAGAGCGUAAAGUUGUACCUGAUGAUAAUGAAAAUGGGUUUAAAAUUAUAACAACAAUGCUUGUGACAAUGUCUUGUGAUCAUCGUGUUGUUGAUGGCGCUGUUGGUGCAAUUUGGUUAAAACAUUUUAAGGAAUAUAUGGAAAAGCCUGAAAUUAUGCUAAUGUAA
Brugia pahangi is the source of this 1275-nucleotide messenger RNA. The record is from the annotation of a GenBank genome assembly. NCBI's taxonomy places the organism in Eukaryota, Metazoa, Nematoda, Chromadorea, Rhabditida, Onchocercidae.